UCUUAUCCGAGAACAAACGCGGUUGCUAGACCCACGUGAUAUAUGCCUUACGAGACUUCGAUGAGAAAGGCGACUCGUCAGUUUUCCACAUCGUUUCUCUAUGGUGCGUCGAUGGAUGACACCGGAAUCAACGAGGAGAUGUCAUUUGUGCUUGACCGGAUACCUGUGAUGGAACAAAAUUUGGACAAAUAUCGCGCCGAAUCAGCAAAGAAUGAGUCCGAGAACGAGAGUAACGAGGAGGAUUACACGCGCUCGCCGGUGUUGCUCGACCUGGACGAGAACUCGAAGCAGCAGCAACGAAAAGCUGCAAGUCGGGAAGUGAGCUCAUCGAGUUCCACAGUAAAUCAACAGGAUCAAGGAUUAAUUCCAGAAGAAACUACGCGUUCACAGUCUGCAAGAAGCAGAUGGCAAGAAACGAGUUACGAGUCGCGCGACGAACAAACUUCCGAGGGAGAGAGAGUGCUUAUGAUUAGAGUACCGGAACCGGAAAUAAUCGGCGGACACUCGCAUCUCGAGAUGCUCCACGAAGCCAACAUCAAAUCGGUGCAACGAGAGCCAUCGCAGACUGAGAAAGGUGCGGCAAUGUCAAAUUGCGCAUCGCCUGACUACAAGAAGUCGGCAUGUGAUCGCGAGCGCACCCGCAUGCGCGACAUGAACCGCGCUUUUGAGCUGUUACGAUCGAAGCUACCGAUCUGCAAGCCGCCCGGUAAGAAACUCUCCAAAAUAGAGUCUUUACGCCACGCCAUCACGUACAUCAGGCAUCUGCAGAGUCUGCUAGAGCCGCAGUACAGCUAUCCUAUGCCCAGCGUACCCGAUCGACCCGGGGGCGGCUAUUACGCGACUUCCUCCCUGGGCCCACCGACGUCCUACGAAGUGCAGCAUCCGGGCCGAUGGGAGUCCCUAGCUUACUACCGAUACGAUUAUCACGCACCUUUCGCCACCCCGUCGCCACCAACCUUGGUGCCACCCCUGCAGUCGAGACUGCCAGUCGAUCAGGACGAUCGACAGUUUCCUUAUGAAGCGCGUCAUUAAUGUUGUCUCUUUCGAGAAAUUGAUUGACUCUUUGAAGAAGAAAAGAAAGCUAUACGAAAUAAAUUUCUAUCAUUUUGUUAUAAGAUCUAUCCUUGUUGCACCUUUUUAUUCGCUUUAUAAACGAAAUAAUGCAUUUAGGUUUUCAAGAGAAAAAUAGAAAAAACGAUAAGAUUGCUAAAAAAACAUCGAAAGACACAAUCAAAAAGAAAAUAAUCUCAUGAAUCAUGUAAAAAGGAAAAUUUAUACGAGUGCCUUAUUUAUAGAGAUUAAACCAGUCUGUCUAUUUUUCUUCGUUGCUGUAAUAUAUCAUUCCUACAAAGUCAUUAAUCUCCCGAGAAACUAUUACUCCGAGUAAAAGCGCAUUAGGAAUUUAAUACACAGUAAUCCAAAGCAUUAUUGUGUAAGAUAUACAGGAUGUCCCAAAAGUCCCGGACCGGUCAAAUAUUUCAUAAACUAUGCACUUUAGAAAUAAAUGUUUCAGACAAAAGUUGUAUGGUUUGAAGGGGGCCAUCAGAUAGU
Molecule: messenger RNA, 1551 nt
Organism: Camponotus floridanus (Florida carpenter ant)
Lineage: Eukaryota; Metazoa; Arthropoda; Insecta; Hymenoptera; Formicidae
Gene: sage
Product: achaete-scute homolog 1
Exons: 4
Coding region: 43-1032 (329 amino acids)
Biological process (GO): regulation of transcription by RNA polymerase II; mesoderm formation
Cellular component (GO): nucleus
Molecular function (GO): RNA polymerase II cis-regulatory region sequence-specific DNA binding; DNA-binding transcription factor activity, RNA polymerase II-specific; protein dimerization activity
Source: RefSeq, a predicted model, not a curated record